Messenger RNA from Lathyrus sativus (Indian pea), 996 nucleotides. Lineage: Eukaryota; Viridiplantae; Streptophyta; Magnoliopsida; Fabales; Fabaceae. The record is from the annotation of a GenBank genome assembly.
AUGGAGUUGCUAGUGAAACUCUUGUUUGCAACAUGUCUCAUUCUUUCAGUCACCAUUGAUGGAACAAAGGCAGAUACAAUGCUCACUGGAACUGUCAUCUGUGACCAAUGCAAAGAUGGCCAGAGAUCUCUUUUUGAUUAUCCUGUAAAUGGUGCAAAAGUGACUCUGUCAUGUAGUGACAGCAGUGGUCAAAUAACAAUGUCAAGAGAAGAAACAACAAACUGGUUUGGAAGCUAUACAAUGAGAUUUGAUGGUGCACCAGAUUUAGGUGGUUGUUCUGUACAUGUCUCAGGAAGUAAUGAUGGACAAGGAGGAUCAAUGAGUUGUAGUGAAGCUUCUGGUCCUGCUCAAAAUCCUAGACUCAUGUUUAGGAUGUUUGACAUGGAAAUGUAUGUUGUUGAUGCUCUUCUUGCUCAGCCUCCUCAACCUAUGCAAUACUGCUCAACAUCUUCCAAACCAGCCCCUACACCAUCUUUGCCGCCACCAACAUUGACACCACCAGUUUCUUCACCUCCUCAUUUCAACCUACCACCGAUGCCACCACUUCCGCCACUACUUCCAAUGCCGCAGCUUCCACCAUUACCACCAUUAGGUCCACUACCACCCAUGAUUUUCGUAGAAGCUUCAGCAUGCCCACCACAGAUGUGGAUGAUGCCGGAAUACGAAUGCUACUGGAGGGGUGUGAACAGAGACACUAAAGUAGCAGUGGCUUUUGGAAUGGUUGCAGCAAGGAGAUAUGGAACAGACAUUACAUUGUGGUAUGGAUUGGAAGGGAGAGGAGAUCCUUAUAGGACACUUUUGAGAGAAGGGAUAACUGCGCUUCUUAACUCUUAUAACAGCAUUCAUUUCUCUUAUCAUCCACUUGGCGUAAUCCAACACAUGAAUUAUGCUUUGAUGGGCUCAACUAGGGAUGUUCUUGUUACUGCUUUACACUUCAUGAGGGCUAAUUCUGGUGAAGCUGGAAAUGUUACUUGCAAAUUCACUUCUUGCAGUUAA